Microtus oregoni (creeping vole) is the source of this 930-nucleotide messenger RNA. RefSeq names its product olfactory receptor 4K3-like. The transcript has a single exon. The record is from RefSeq and is a predicted model, not a curated record. The coding region runs from base 1 to 930 and encodes 309 amino acids. Gene Ontology annotation, biological process: G protein-coupled receptor signaling pathway. Gene Ontology annotation, molecular function: olfactory receptor activity; G protein-coupled receptor activity. NCBI's taxonomy places the organism in Eukaryota, Metazoa, Chordata, Mammalia, Rodentia, Cricetidae. Gene Ontology annotation, cellular component: membrane.
AUGGAAGAAGCAAACCACUCUAUGGUGUCUGAAUUUAUUUUUCAGGGACUUUGUAACUCAAAGGAACUACAGAUCUUCCUCCUGUUGCCAUUUUCUACCCUCUACCUGAUGACUGUGGUAGGCAACCUCUUUGUGGUGAUAUUAAUCAUCACUGAUCAUCAUCUCCAUUCUCCCAUGUACUUUCUGUUAGCCAAUCUCUCCUUUACUGACUUCUGCCUAUCCUCAGUUACUACCCCCAAACUGAUCACAGACCUUACAAAAGAAAAUAAAACUAUUUCCUUCGAGGGCUGCAUGAGCCAGAUUCUCUUUGUGCAUUUCUUUGUUGGGGGUGAGAUGGUUCUUCUUGUAACAAUGGCCUAUGACCGCUAUGUGGCCAUCUGUAGGCCACUCCACUACACCAGCAUCAUGGACAGACAGAAGUGCAUCUGGCUCAUUUUGAUAUCAUGGAUCAUUGGAUUUGUGCAUGGUGUUAGUCAACUGAUUCUGAUUUUGGAGCUACCUUUUUGUGGACCUAGAGUGAUAGACAACUUUUUCUGUGUUAUUCCUUUAGUGAUGAAAUUAGCCUGCAUGAAUACUGAUACUCUGGAUAUCGUGAUGAAUGCUGAGAGUUGUGUUAUAGCAACAGCUUGUUUCAUUCUCUUGCUGAUAUCUUAUACUUACCUUCUAUUAACUGUUCGGCUUCACUCUAAAGAUGGCUCAUCAAAAGGCUCAUCAAAGGCACUCUCUACCUGCACCUCCCAUAUCAUAGUAGUUGUGCUGUUUUUUGGUCCUGUCAUUUUCAUCUAUCUGUGGCCAGUCAACAUCACAUGGGUGGAUAAAUUUCUUGCUGUAUUUUACUCAGUCAUCACACCUCUCCUGAAUCCAGCCAUAUAUACACUGAGAAAUAGAGAUAUUAAGAAUGCCAUAAAGAAGCUGAUAAGUCACAUGUGA